Molecule: messenger RNA, 1586 nt
Organism: Cajanus cajan (pigeon pea)
Lineage: Eukaryota; Viridiplantae; Streptophyta; Magnoliopsida; Fabales; Fabaceae
Source: RefSeq, a predicted model, not a curated record
CACUUUGUUUAGAAUUUGUUGUUUGUUUUUCUUUGGCUAGUUGCUACCAUGGCUGUUACUCAAGAACAAGGGCAUGUGUCAUUGAAACUAGUGGUGAACAAAGAGACGAACAAAGUGUUAUUUGCUGAAGCAGGAAAGGACUUUGUGGACGUCCUAUUUAGCUUCUUAACGCUGCCUUUAGGAACCAUCGUGAGACUUCUAGAAAAAGAGUCUAACAUUGGGCCAGUUACAAUAGGUUGUUUAAACUCACUCUAUCAUUCUGUGACAGAUCUUGAUAACUGUCUGUGGAAUCGGACAUUCAAAGAAAUACUGUUGCAGCCAAGGAACUCAUCGCAAGAUUAUUGUAACAGCCUCAAGCUCAACAUUGAUGACAGUGACUCAAAGUACUACGUGUGUACUGAUUUUGGUAGCUGUUCUUGUUUUCAAUUGAUCCCUUACACAACUACACUAAAUUGUAGAUAUGGGUUUCCUUUGACCCGUACAGCUUUUUCGGAAAAUUUUUGUAAUGGAUUUGUCAACGCUGCUGCGAGUUUUAUUGUUACUGAUGAUCUGAUCGUCAUGCCAAAUUCUGUGGAUUAUACAACCUUUGCUUUGCUCCAGAAUCUUGGAAUAAAAAGCCCAAGUUCAGUGAAGGAAAUGACUGUGAAUGUUAACAAGGAAAAGGUACUGGAUCUGUUAAAGUGUUCUUUGCUUUCCAAGACAAGUUUGACAAAUUUGUUUUUAGAAAAGAAACCAAUCCCGGAGAGAUCAAGGUUUUUGUCUUUUAGUAGUGAAGAAUAUAGUUGCAUUAAAAUUAUGUUGAAGUUGGUGAUAAGAAAAUCAGAUGGGAAGAUAUUGUAUGCUCAAGGGGAAAAAGAUUUUGCAGACUUGGUUUUAAGUUUUCUCACCUUUCCUUUGGGAGGAGUGGUAAGUAAGCUAGGUGGAAACUGCUCUUUGGGUAGCAUUGAUGGAUUGUACAAGAGCAUUGCUGAUUUAAAUGAUAACAAAUAUUUGAUGUCAAAAGAAGCAAAGAACAGGCUUCUUGAUCCUCACUUGCUCCCGCAGUUCAAGCUAAGCAACAAGAUUUUAUCAAUGGAUGUUUUGCGAUAUUCUUACCGUUAUGUAUAUGCUAACGGUGAACGCAUUUUAUAUGUUCAAUUUUUCAAAGGUGAAUAUGAAAAUAAGAGUAAUUUGAAAUGCUAUGAGGUAUUUCCUACAGUAGAUUUUGAAGGUUUUGUCAAGGGACCUGCUAUGUACGUGGUUACGGAUGAUUUGGUGGUAGCACCACUUUCUCCAAUUUCAGCUUUAAAUUUACUCAACCGUUUGAAUACUCCUUUCAAUGACCUUAAGGAAAAGGUUGUUACCAUUGGCCUCAAGGAGUGUCUCAACAUAUUGAAGGCAUCUUUGACCUCAACAUCUGCUCUCACAAAUGGUCUUGGUCGCUUGUUAACCGAAGUUAAGGAGGAGAAGUGAGAACUGUGAAUGUUGUAAUGUGUUGUGUUUUAAAUUGUUAGGGAAACUUUGAAAUGGACAACAUUACUAUGUUUACUAUUUUGGGUUGGUUAUUUCAAUUCUGUUAUUUGGAGCAUCAUAUGUAAUUCUUUUUG